GGUGGAGGAGGAGGAGGAGGAGGGGUGGGGGGUGUCGUUCCUGCAAGAGCGAGCUGGUCCUCACUCUUCACAUCACUCCAGAUCCAGGCCAUCCUCGGGGCGCAGCUGCACUGUAGAGCCUGUCGGUUGGACGCUUUGGAUACCGCCUCUCAGUCAACACAGUGGUGCCACAUCUUGGGGGCUUGUUGUUUUUGUUGUUGUUGUUGAGCCCGAAGUCCAUCUUCGUCAUCGUCAGCCAUGGGCGCGCAGAGUUCGGUGCAGCGGGACGGGAAGGACCAGGAGGAUGAUGCCUCAGCCUCAGCCUCGGCUUCGGCCACAGCCGGGGAGCAGGGUGCGGAGGUGGAUGCGCCCCAGGAGGGAAGCGGCGUCCAUGACAGCAAGCUUUUGGAAAAAAAUGGACAAAUCUCCAGCAUGUCCAGUCUGAACGGACACUCGGAGGACAACACGCUGGCAGAAGUUGGCCAGCCUGAUGGUGUGGCUCAGAAGGAGGAGGUUCCUGAGAUCAUGGACACCAUCCAGGGCGACAUGGCCCCUGAAGUAAACAGCGAAAAAGUGGAGAAAGAGUCUCCUGAUGCUAAUGACAUCUCAGCUGUUGAGGAGAAAGCAGCGGAGGAAAAACCCCAAGAGGCCAACGAAGUAGGCUUCAAGAAGAUCUUUCGCUUUGUGGGCUUUAAGUUCACGCUGAAAAAGGACAAAAGUGAGGAGAAAGAUCCUGUUAAGCUAUUGACCGUCAAAGAUAAGGAAGAAGGAGAGGUGGAUGCUGUGACUGAUGAACCUACGAAGGAGGAAGAGGCUGCCCCUGCCGAGGAGAAGAGCUCAACUGAGGAAAAGGAGGCUGCUGCAGAGGCACCUACUGAUGAGGCCGAAGCCAUCGAGGCGGACAAAGCUGAAACCACUGACGCACCAGCUGAAAACACAGCUGCUGAGGCUACUGAUGAAGGAGCUGAAAAGGAAGGAGCUGAAAAGGAAGGAGAGACCACCAUGUCCCCCUUCAGGAAGCUUUUCAGUGGAGGACUAUUCUCUAAUCUGAGAAAGAAGGCCAGCAUCAAGAAAACAAAAGAAGAGGAAGACAAGGUGGCCGCUGUUGAGGAAGAGACAGCUAAGACAGAAGAAACUGCUGCUGCUGCUGUGGAAGAAAAGGAGGAGAAAGACAACGUUGAACAACAAACUACCGAGGAGACACCAGCCACUCCCGAGGAGGUGAAAUCAGCGAGUACCCCAGAGCCCGAGGUCGCUGUUGAGGCCCCUGCUGCUGCACCUUCUGAGGAGACCAAACCAGAAGAGGAAAAAGCACAACCGAGUGCAGAAGAAGAGAAGGUCCCCGCAGAGGUGACUAAUGAGGCUGAGCUGCUAUCAUCACAGGAGAAGGCCAAGCCCCAGGGAAGCCCCCUGAAAAAGCUUUUCGCUGGAGCUGGCUUAAAGAAGCUCUCAACUAAGAAACAGAAAGCCAAGAAAGACACUGAGACAAAGCUCACUGCUGAACCCGCGGCUGAGCAGCUUCAAUCCUCCACUGAGUCGGCAGAGGAUCAAAAAAACGACAGUGGGCCCGCAUCUCCUGAGGAGGUGGGACAGGAAGUUAUUGCUGUGGAGGUGACCCAGAAUGAGUCCAGCCAAGAGACCGAUGGGGAAGUUGCCCCUGAUGGAGAGAAGAAAAAAGACGGCAUCGUUGCCUGGUCCUCCUUCAAGAAACUGGUCACACCCAAGAAGCGUGUCAAACGGUCUUCUGAAAGUGAAGAUGAAGCUGCAGCUGAAAAAACAGCUAAGUCGGCCACUCUGUCCUCUUCUGAGAGUGCCCCGUUAGCAGAUAAGAGUGUUGAGGAGGAGGCAGAGGAGGAGAAGCCAGCCGAGGACGAACCAAAGACUGAAAACACUGAGAAACUGGCCAGCAGCACCGAGGAGCCCAAAAAGAAAAUGGACACCUCUGUCUCCUGGGAGGCUCUCAUGUGUAUGGGUGGACCCAAAAAGAGGACGAGGAAGACGUCCGAUUCGGACGAUGAAGAGACCAAGGUCGAAGAGGAAUCGGUGGCAGCAGCGUUGGAAGGGGAGCAGGUGAGAAAAACCGAGGCUGCCAUUGUCAGUUCCCAAACCACAGAGAGUGACGGAGAAGUUGGUUCUUCCACUGAACCUUUGAGCCCAUCUCCUGAGAGGGAGUCCACCUGGGACACACUGAAACGCAUGGUUAUGCCAAAGAAUAAGGCCAAAGGUGAGGAAAAGCUGGAGGACAGUACAGAACAAGUCCAGUCAGACAGCGAGGCACCAAAAGAUGAGUCGUCAUUCUCUUUGAGGAAGCUCUUCCCCGGACGCAAAAAGAAGAAGGCUGAGAAACAAGCAUCCACCGAACAGAGUGAGGAGGACUCUGACACCCCAGCUGUAGUUCCUCUAUCAGAGUAUGAAGACCAGGUCGAACCAGCUCAACAGGUCAUCCAAGAAAAACCCGCUGAAGUCCACGUUGACGUUUCCACCGAAGAUAGAUCUCCUUCAUGGAUCCCAGCAGCCGCAGAAGACGGGGACGAUAAACACGAGCAGCUCAGUGACAUCCCGGAGGAGGCGGAGAAUGCUGCCACGCCAAAGUCAGUCGACAUCGAUACCGCAGAGGAAGAAACUGAGGACAAGGAUAAUCUGCCUCUUGAAGUCCCCAAACGCACAGGGCGCAGACUGUCCACGGCCGAGGUAACCUCUUUUGCUCCAGCUCCAUCUGCAGAAACUACUCUUGUUCCUAAAGGACCCAAGGCGGAGAGCGCAGAGGAGGAGAUGGAGGGCUUACAAGCGGAAAUCAGUCAAAUCCCCCCCCAGACAAGUGUGACCGUUGAAGACGUACCAGUGGAAGUAGGCUCUGAGCAAACAGAGUACGAACCACCGACUGAAAAUGCAAAGUCGAAGACCCACACCAUCCUGGAGCCACACGCUCACAAUGACGCCAUGGCUAUCUGCACCGGCCUCGGGACCAAGGAGAUUGCCAAAGUAGCUUUUCAAAAGCCUGUGAUGCCUGGUGUGGAGGCCGUGGCUGUGAUCAAUGAUGGCUUAACCACAGAGUUGUCACUGGAAGAUAAGCCAGCAAUUGCACAGGAAGCCAUCUCUAGAGAAAUUUCCAUCUGCAAUGCCCAACUGCACCAAGUGGACACCACCGAGCUUGAGCCUGUCGUUGCAGGUUCAGAUGACCUGAUAGCCAUUCAAGCUGCUGAGAGCCAUGAACCCGAGAUUGAGAUGGCUGUGAGUGUCAGCACCGUUCAGGGGGAGUUUGAAAUCAUUCAGCCUCCCACCGUGAACGAGAACCUCCCAGAGGAGGUCAUCAGAGGAGAUCCCAUCACACCAACAUUCGAAGCAGCCAUUUGCACGCAGAGCAUACAAGUCGCUGAGCCAUCUGUAGAAACCAAGGAAGUGAAAAUGGUUGUGGAGCACCUUGCUGCAACAGAACAGAAUACUGUAAAGGAGGAAGUCCAGUGUGUGAGUGCAGAGGUAGUCUCCACCAUAGAUGCAACGGAGAUCUGUGUCACAAACGAGACUGAGCAAACCAUUUCUGUGGUCGAACCAAGUGACGUUGUUGUUAUCUCCCAAACGGUAGUCCUUGCGGCGCCUGUCGGUGCGGCGGCAUCAGACCUGGUUGCCCUGGAAAACACAUCAGAGGCCGUCGGUGAAGAACCCGUCCAGGUGCAGCAGACCCGGGAGGAGGUUGAAGCACAAGCGACUGUGGAGGCGAAGUCCGAGAUCGGCGCAGUCACUGAGCAGCCCGGCCAGGAUGUGGAGGAAACCGUGGCGGAAGUGGAGCCGGCGGGUGAGAUCGAGGCUCAGAGCAUCGCCAUUGCCCAGGCUGUCAUUCAGGAUGCCGUGGAUAAAGUUUCAGAAGAUGCCCCUGAGCCCGAGCCCGAGCAAGCCACUUCUACACCAGUCCAGGCUGUAGCAACAAUAGAGGAAGAGAUGGAGACCAGCCCGGUUAUCUCUGACACCCCGGUUGCGGUUGUCUGCGGAAAACCAGCAUCAAAGUCACCUCAGCUGCUCCAAGUUGCCAUGGAGGUCAUCGACCAAGUCGCAGUCGAGGUCGUCACGGAGAGCCUCGACGCCUCUGUGGAGGAGAAGAAACCAGCCGAAGGGUUGCUGAAAGCGGUGGAGAUAAAAGCAAGUGAGGAAAAUGUAGUAGAGGAAGAAGUCGUAGAGAUAAAAGCAGAGAAUCAGGCAGGUGAGGAGAAGGAACAAGUCGACGAGGAACAGAGCAAAGAAGAAGCAGAGGUUGACGAAGCAAGUGUAGAAAAAGGAGCCGAAGUGGAGGAACAACAGUUGGAGGAAUCAAAGUCAGAGGCCCCUUCAGAGAAGAACGAAGUGCUUGCGAUUCACAUGCCGGUCCAAGUGGUACUGCAGACGGCGCAGGUGUUUGAGGAGCCGUCAGUGGAGGAAGAUGUUGCCCAAGGGUUCGAUUGCAACGGCUCUUUGGCUGAAGACACCGACGUGAAGAGCACCGCGACUCAAAGCAAACUCCCAACACUGUCAGAAGAACCCCAGGCCGCCCCGGGCCAAGACACAGAGGCAGAGGCACCAGAAACACCGUCGGGAAAGUGCGCAGAAGUGAUGGCGCAGGUGAUCGAGGUGAUUGAGGAGGCUGUGAAGGAGAUCGAGCCUGUUUCCACGGAGAUCACAGCAGCAUCAUGAGCAGCUGAAGACACAAGACUGAUGGUUGGGAGACACACUGCACCAGGAGGUGAGCGACGAGGGAGAGGGAGCGAGGCGGCUCUGUGGUAACACACUGAGACUAGGUUCUGCCCACAAAGACUGAGUGACUCUACCUCCCCUUCCACCUGUACUCCGUCAACACAACGUGACGUCACACCGCCGAAUCCACAUCCACCCACUCCCUCUCAUUCACACACACACACACACACACACACACACACACACUUAAGCGUCCCAUCUGGCUCAUUAUCAAUUAGAUGUUUGCCCCUUUCCACAGUCCUUCCUGCAUAUGAGUCUGCCACCUGGUCGAGUGUGUGUCUGUUCUCACGUAGGUGCGAGUGUGUUUGUCUGUGUUUAGCAGGGAGAGUGAGAUGGGGUCAGAAGGUGAAGAGAUGGAGGAUUAUUAUCUUGUAUAUUGUAUUUAUAUUUGAGUUAUCUUUCAUUCUUCAGUAAGUCUUUAUUUUGUUCAUUUUUAAUUUUUUUUGGACAUUGUUGCCUUGAUGUGUUUUUUUUUUUUAUUCCCACCCUAAGCUGUGAUACAUCGGGUUUCCUUUUGAGCAACAUGAUUACAGUAAACGUGAUGGCUGCUGCAACAGAACCAACGUGAGACUGUGCAUGUAAGUCGGCGGUGUAUCGCAGCUUCUACUCGUCAUAGCCAAUGAUUAUUUCAAGACUCUGUAGCAACUAUAACUAAACCAUGGUACAAGUGUGAUUCCACUGACAGUUAGCGAUGACACUGACUGCAGAGGGGAGAGAGUAUAAUGAGAGUCAACAACAAGUGUUAUUGACACAUUGCUUUGCCACAAUAUGUUUUCACUCUGCACCACAACAAAAUAUUUAAUAAGCUUCGUGUAGAUAAG
This is a messenger RNA of Pungitius pungitius (ninespine stickleback), 5522 nucleotides long. It is a transcript of the gene akap12b, whose product is annotated as A kinase (PRKA) anchor protein 12b. The record is from RefSeq and is a predicted model, not a curated record. The transcript has 4 exons. Gene Ontology annotation, cellular component: cytoplasm. Bases 238 to 4641 code for a protein of 1467 amino acids. Gene Ontology annotation, molecular function: calmodulin binding; protein kinase A binding. Gene Ontology annotation, biological process: regulation of protein kinase C signaling; signal transduction. NCBI's taxonomy places the organism in Eukaryota, Metazoa, Chordata, Actinopteri, Perciformes, Gasterosteidae.